AUGGGUUACACCAAUGGCGCAAGUGAUAUUGAGCGAAUCGCGCAAAGAGCGCGCCAGGGCAGCAGGAGUCUUCCGUUCAUGACUGACCUAUUGGGCAACAGCUUGAACGACCGCCUGCUCUUUGCGGUGCCUAAGAAGGGCCGCCUCCACCAAGCAUGUCUUGAUCUCCUCCACGGCUCCGACAUCCAGUUCCACCGACACUCGCGUCUCGAUAUCGCACUCGUCAAGAACCACCCGCUCGCUCUUGUGUUUCUGCCCGCCGCUGAUAUCCCAACUUUCGUAGGAGAGGGUCGCGUAGACUUGGGCAUAACAGGGCGAGACCAAGUAGCAGAACAUGAGUGCGUCGCACCGCCUACUGCUACCAGCGGUGUAGAGGAGGUCCUAGAUCUCGAUUUCGGAAAGUGCAGUCUGCAGGUACAAGUUCCUGCAAAGGGUGACCUGGCAAAGCCGGAAGACUUGAUCGGCAAGAACGUUGUUACAAGCUUCACCAACUUGGCUGAGCAGUAUUUCCGGAAACUAGAGGCCGAACAGGCCGGAAACACAAACGGAGAGGCCAAUGGUGAUGCCAAACUCAAGACAGUCAUCAAGUACGUUGGUGGCAGUGUCGAGGCGGCGUGCGCAUUGGGCGUCGCAGACGGUAUCGUCGAUUUGGUGGAAUCGGGUGAGACAAUGCGCGCAGCUGGUCUCAAGGCCAUCUCCACAGUCGUCUCAUCAAGUGCUAUCCUCAUCAAGUCGAAGCACCCAUCAGACCCCAAGCUGGUAGAGCUGAUCACGGCUCGGAUAAAGGGUGUUAUCACUGCACAAAAGUACGUCCUGUGCACCUACAACAUCGACCGAUCGAAGCUCGAUAUUGCGCGCAAGAUUACUCCCGGACGCCGCGCCCCCACCGUCAACGCGUUGGAAGAGGAUGGCUGGGUGGCUGUUCAGGCUAUGGUGUUGAGGAAAGAUAUCGCUAUUGCUAUGGACAAGUUGACAGAGGUUGGGGCUACCGACUUGAUCGUAACCAAGAUCGAGAAUUCGAGAACAGGAGAUUAA
Messenger RNA from Alternaria burnsii, 1035 nucleotides. Its product is annotated as atp phosphoribosyltransferase. The record is from RefSeq and is a predicted model, not a curated record. Gene Ontology annotation, biological process: L-histidine biosynthetic process. The coding region runs from base 1 to 1035 and encodes 344 amino acids. The transcript has 3 exons. NCBI's taxonomy places the organism in Eukaryota, Fungi, Ascomycota, Dothideomycetes, Pleosporales, Pleosporaceae. Gene Ontology annotation, molecular function: magnesium ion binding; ATP phosphoribosyltransferase activity. Gene Ontology annotation, cellular component: cytoplasm.